UAUUGGUGCGUUUCUGGUAUAGCCACCGCGAGGCUAGUCCCGUCGUGAUUCAUUCAUGUGGGAGUAAAGAGAGAGCUAUAAGCUGCCCUGGCCAUGGGUCGUUUGCGUAUGGAUUCGAGCUUGCAGGAGAGCACCUAGGAUAUGCGCAAGCGCCGACCGGCUGCUGAUGCUCGCACAAGUACUGUGUAUAUAUAGGUAGUCGUCCUGCGCUGCUGCUGAUCGAACGAAAGCGCGAGCUUUUCUUUUCUCCCGCGUGCGCAAGCUCUGUCUGUGUUUCUCUCCCUCUGGAAAUCUCGAUUGACGUUUAUAGUUGCUGCUGCUUAGGGGUAGGGAUAGAGAAGAAAAAGAAAGAGAGAGAGAGAGAGAGAGAGAGAGAGAAAGAAGUGGGGACAUGACGAAUCCGUUGGACGAUCAUCGGAGUAACGAGGAGGAGGCCUCGCCGUCGAUGUCCAGGAGCGCCGAGGACAAUCUAUCCAACAGCGACGGUCCGCUGCUGCUCAAUACUGCCGCUGGCAAGAAGAGAGACGACGUCGCUGCUGCUCUCAGAAGCCAGAUGCAGUCAUCAGCGAUGCUGCUGCAUCAGGACAACUGGCACAAGAGCUGUGCAGGAGACGACGAGUACUCUGUGAGCGAGAAGAUGAGCCAUCGAUGCAUGUGGAUGCUGACCAUUGUCCUGACCUUCAUCGGUUUCUGCAAUCUCCUGCUGAACAUGACAAUACUGAUAGUGCUGAGAGUCAGUCAUGGCAUGGAAGCUUUGGAAGUCAUACCGGAGAAGAACCUGCUCAAGUUCUCAGGCAACACCGAUUUGGACAGGGUGUGCCUCCAAAGAGGCAUCUGCGAGAGCUUUGGAGACGAGCCAAUCGAGCUUAUGGGCAAUGCUGGAGGGGUGAACAUCCAAGUGGCCAAUAGACAUCACAGCCUGACCUGGUCCAGUUUGCAAAUUCUCAAGAAUGGCACGUCCAUCUCACAGGUCGACUCGUUUCAAGUGAAGGAUCCCCGCAGCGCAUCUCCUAUAUUCUCGACUGAUUUUCCAAACUUCAAUCUUCCCAAGGGUGUGCAGAAGGUCGAGCUUGGACUGACUCAGACGCAUAGAAUCGCUGCGCCGAAGAUGAGCGAUCUGGUGAUCGAGUCGGAUGACAAGAUAACGCUGCAUGGAGCUGAGGGUACGACUUUGGACUCAAAGGAGAUCCUCUGGACUGCCAAGAACAACAUAUUUUUGAGUAGCAAGAACGGAGAGAUCGUUAUCGAUGUCAAGGACGGCGUGAACCUGCCGAAGAUUCCAAUCGCGUCGAACAAAUUGUCCAAUCAAUCCGAGCUGCAACAGCAGUACAAGAUCUGCGUCUGCAUGCCGGAUGGAAAACUAUUUCUGGUGCCAGCGAGCAAAGGAAACCUCGGAGUCAACUGUGCGAAAGCCUCGCGGAUAAUGGAAAGCGAUCCGUGCGCCAUGUAAUUAUACACAUCUUGUUGAAAAUCUUACUUGUUUUUCUUGACGCUCUGAAAACGCUCAUUGCUUUGCAUCUGCAUACAUUGCCAUUUAAUGUAUAUACAUAUCAUUUGAAAUAAAUUUUUUUAAACUGAA
Molecule: messenger RNA, 1579 nt
Organism: Nasonia vitripennis (jewel wasp)
Lineage: Eukaryota; Metazoa; Arthropoda; Insecta; Hymenoptera; Pteromalidae
Gene: Scgbeta
Product: beta-sarcoglycan
Exons: 3
Coding region: 392-1450 (352 amino acids)
Biological process (GO): muscle organ development
Cellular component (GO): sarcoglycan complex; sarcolemma
Source: RefSeq, a predicted model, not a curated record